This is a messenger RNA of Oreochromis aureus, 984 nucleotides long. RefSeq names its product olfactory receptor 1500-like. Lineage: Eukaryota; Metazoa; Chordata; Actinopteri; Cichliformes; Cichlidae. Gene Ontology annotation, cellular component: membrane. The transcript has a single exon. Gene Ontology annotation, biological process: G protein-coupled receptor signaling pathway. The record is from RefSeq and is a predicted model, not a curated record. Gene Ontology annotation, molecular function: olfactory receptor activity; G protein-coupled receptor activity. Bases 1 to 984 code for a protein of 327 amino acids.
AUGGCAUUGAUUAACUCAGCUGCCGAGAACAACAUCACCUUUGUGCGACCUGCAUAUUUUAUAAUAAGUGGUUUUAUUGGCAUACCUAAUAUUAGAUAUUAUUUUGUCUUUCUGUGUUUUAUUUACAUUCUUGCAGUGGUGGGAAACACAUUGGUGAUAAUUGUAAUAACACUGGAUCACAUGUUGAGAAGUCCUAAAUAUAUUGCUGUUUUUAACCUUGCAUUUACAGACCUGUUAAGUAGCUGUGCUUUGGUUCCAAAGGUUCUUGACAUUUUUCUGUUUAACCAUUAUCAUAUUUCCUACAAUGACUGCUUGACUUUCAUGUUUUUCUGCUUUACUUCAAUUUUUAUGCAAGCUUUUAAUCUGGUUGUAUUGUCCUUUGACAGAGUCAUGGCUAUCAUGUACCCUCUGCACUAUCAAAUGAGAGUGACCCACAAGCUCAUUUUGUCUUUGAUUGCUUUUUUCUGGCUUCUUGCCAUAACUCUUAUACUCAUUGCAGUUGGCCUUCUCACCAGACUUUCCUUCUGUCAGUCUGUGAUUAUUCAGAGCUACUAUUGUGAUCAUGGUCCUAUGUAUCGUCUUGGCUGCAAUGAUGUUACCCCUAAUUAUAUAUUUGCUGUUUUGACAAUAGUUCUUGUUCUUGGGGUUCCACUGGCAUUUAUCGUGGGAAGCUACUGCUGUAUUGGUUAUUCUUUGUCAAAAAUUUCUACAUUUAGGGAAAGAGUGAAAGCUUUUAAAACCUGCACAGGUCACCUUUCAUUAGUGGCAAUUUAUUUCCUUCCUGUUAUAUUUGUGUAUGCUUUUGGGCGUGUAAUACAUCCAAAUGCAAGGAUCAUAAACCUUUCUAUUGCCACUGUAUUGCCUCCCAUGUUAAACCCAAUAAUCUAUGUUCUUCAGACACAGGAGAUCAAAGAAUCAUUGAGAAGAUUGUUGAAAGCUAGAGUGCAGGCUAAAUUGGAAGUGUUUAGAUUUAAACCUUUGUAG